Molecule: messenger RNA, 3177 nt
Organism: Symbiodinium sp. CCMP2592
Lineage: Eukaryota; Dinophyceae; Suessiales; Symbiodiniaceae
Source: the annotation of a GenBank genome assembly
AUGGUGCUGCCCAUGGGUUGUGAGAGCUUUCGUGACAUCGUCAAGCAGGCAGCUUCCGAAUGGCACUUUGCGUGGCAGGAGUCAUGUGAGGUUGGUCAGAUGCUCGGCAUGAACUCGCUGUCUGCCUUAUCCCCGAACUGCAAGGUCGAUGGUUGCACACCUGCACGGCCGGGUGUGUCAAAAACUCGAGAAGAUGCAGCCCAUAACUUGGUUGGCAGCAACCCUCAGGAGGAACAACUUGAUGAGUUGGAUGCCAUCCGAAAGAUUCGCGCUGAUCGCUACAGCCGGCACCAAGCGGUAGUGAACAUUCCCACGCCAUUGAAGACAAGCUCGGUGGGUCCAUCGCUUGAGCUCAGCAACCCCGGCGAAGCAACCGCUGUCCGAACGCCUCCCUCGGCUACACGAGCUCACUCAAGCUCGGCGCAGCCGGCGGAUGCCGCAGAGAAGGAGGACGCGUGUCAUGGACUUCAGUGCUGGCCCACCGAAGCUCUGCAGGCUUGUCUUGAGGAGCAUGGCUUGGAAUGCCCAGACGGCCUCCUGGAUCGUGCCGUGCUCUGUGAGCUUGUCGGGAGCUUGAUCGAAAGAGGAGAACUGAAGGACGUCGGUGCGGCAAGGCCAAUGCACACAACGAAGAAUCAGAGGCCUCGAGCUUCACGCGACAGUUGGCGAGCCCCUCCUCGAGAUAGUCAUGCCUGGACAAUGGUGGAUGAUGCAGCCGGGGAGGUCCUUCGCUGUAUCGCUGAGCAUACGGUGACCCUCCUCGUAGCCCCGACAGGUUCAGGCAAGUCCACCGGGGUGCCCCGGCUGCUGCUUGAAAAUGAAGACUGCACGCAGCCCCGGAGGGUUGCCACCGCGAGCCUGGCGAAGCUGCUAGCCGACUACACGGCCUCCGAGGUCGGUGAGCUCGUGGGCUUUCAGGUCGGAGGGCACCGCGAAUGGACGCAGCUGGUUUACGUGACGACGGCCAUUGCGAUGCUGAUGUGCCUGCAAGGAGAUGUGCACAUCGACGCCCUGCUGAAUAUCUUGAAGGGCGAUGUGUUGCCUCAAGACGCCACCAAGAAGGUCAUACUGAUGUCGGCGGCGACCGAUGUGCCAUUUCUCCAGCAUUAUUUCCAGAAUUUCUCGCUUGGCUUCGUCGAUUUGGAAAGGGGGCGAAAGCAUCGACUGACGCUUUCCUAUGCAGAUGGAUCCUUCCUGCGCAGUCUGACCCCGGUUUUCCUUCCUGGUCGCCAAGAGGUGCACGCACUAGCAGAUCGUCUCACGGCUGUGACAAACAUGGAGGUCCAACGGCUCUUUGGCGGCCAGGCACUGCACUUGCAGCAACGCGCUCUUCGUUUUCGGGCGAACGGAUCCAAGCGCUUGGUCAUCCUUGCGACGGAUGUUGUGGAGUCGUCAGUGACAAUGCCAACGGUGGACUUGGUCAUCGACACCUGCCUUCACAGACGGCGGCGCUGGCAUCCUUUGCUGAAGGAGAGCCCACUGACCCUCGAACUCAUCAGCCAGGAUGAGGCUCUGCAGCGAAGUGGCCGCACGGCGAGGCUCCGUGACGGCCAUGCAUUCCGAUGCAUUACGGAGAUGGAGUUCGGGCGGCUUCAGCAGCAUGCAGAGCCCGACAUUCGCCAUCAUCCACUAGACAGCUUGGUUCUGACGGUCUACGGCUUUCGGGGCCUGUCCAGAGCUCCGGAGGAUUUUCUGGCCGCCAUGCCCAGCCCUCCUGAUCCUGGCAGAGUCAAGUCCUCCAUUUCUCGCCUUGAAGAGUUGGGCGCGCUGGGAUCAGAUGGAAGGCGGCUGCUAACUUGGCAGAAGGGCAAGGGCGGCAAGGGGCUGGUCAUCAACGGCCUGCGGUAUGACGUGGUUGCGGACUGCUGCGUUAUGGCAGCCAUUCUGCAGCAGGGCAGCCCAUUCGAGGCUCCCACCCUGGAUGAUGGCACUUGGAAUAUGCAGCGGGCUUUGCAGUACUGGGAAGCUGACAGCGAUGGAUAUCCUUCCGACUUGCUUCAAGAUCUAAGGGGCUACCAUGCUUGGUGCAGGCAAGUGCAGAGCGCCGGCGAGGCUUGGGCUAUUGAUCAAGGCCCUCAGUGGUGCUUGCACCACUUUCUUAGCUUUGAACGCCUUCAGUCCAUCGACGAGGUGAAGCGACAGAUUCUUGUCAUUCUGCACCAGCACGGUUAUGAGGUUCCGGCGAUGCAGAGCUUGCCGAUGCAGCGCAACCAACGAAAGCGCAUCGACAGAAUUGCUGCCUGCGUUCCGGAGUUUGCAGGAUGCAAGCCACCGUCGCUUGCUGCAGUGGUGAUUCUCGGCCGCACAUCUGCUCUGGAGGCUUAUCACGACAGCAUCGCUGCUUCCUUCAUUCAUGGGAUGCUGUCGAUGCAGAGCUCUGCAUGCACGGAGCAGGUGCUCAUGCAACGGUCGAAACUGACCUUGACCUCGCUUCUGGAUGUUACGAACCUCGACUGCUUUGCCGUGGGUGAAGCUCUGCUGUACACAAGCGAUUGGGGACAUAGCAAGAGUUCCGUUUUCAAAGGCCUCCCGAACCAGAUCCGCCUAGCUGCCUGCAGCAAGCAUAGUCACGGGCGGAAGCGUGUCGAGCUUGUCAAGUUGUUGCGGCGGGCACGAACAGAGUGCAGAGCCGCGAAGCUGGGGCAGACAGAGGUGCAGCUCCGGGGCAGCAGUUCUGUUUGCAAGUUGAAGGCCGAGUCUUUGGUUGAGCCGCAGGUGCGAGAGGACUGCGAGAUUAUCACAGCCGAUGCGCUGCCCGUGAAAACAGGCAGAGGUUUCAUGUAUUUAUGUUCCAAGAAUACCAUGGUUCCAUCUGGGCUGCUGCCGUUGGUGGUGCUGGCAACCUACUGCAAGCAGGAGGCCCAGCAGAGCUCAGCAUCGGAGUUCAAGCUGAAGGUCCGCUUCCAUGGGAGCUGGGAGGAAUUCAGUUUGCAAGCUCAUGAUCUGCGGGUGUUCAGCGUAAUUGAAGAAGUUCGGAACAACAUGGACAAGGAGUUUGGACCACACAUCUCCCUGACUCGACGCAAGCAGAUUACUGUAGAGCGGGCUGCAUCUGUUCGGCGUCUGAUGGACCAAUUGCAUGGUGGAGAACCUCCAGUGCGAAGUAUGGUUAGGCCAAGCGAGGAUUUUGUGACGAGUUUGUUGCCCUCUUUAAGUUCUCUUGGGCUGCAAUUUUGA